AUGUCGUCUGCAUUUCAUAUUCAUAUUGGGGGGGCUGGUGUAAUGAUGGGUGAUAUGUUAUGGAAAUUGUAUGAUAAGGAACACAAUGAGACUACAUAGAAGAAUUAUAUUUAUGACUAAGUUGAUGAAAACUAUCAUCCAUUAGCACUAUUUGCUGAUUUAGAUGACAGAAUGAUAUAUGAGGUUUAAAGAAAUAAAUAAAUCAAAUUUAAGAAGCAUUCAUUUGUUUAUGGAAAAGAGGACUCAUCUAAUGUCUAUUCUAGAGGAAGGUAUACUGUCGGAAAAUACUUAAUUGAUCAGGGAUUAGACUUUAUUAGAAAAUAAGUAGAAACGAUGGAUCGAUUAGAUUAAUUUCUGAUAACUGCAUCAAUAAGCGGAGGGACUGGGUCUGGAUUUUCUUCUUAAUUAAUUGACAGUUUAAGAUAUGAUUAUGGAAUAAAAGUAAAACAGAAUGGAUUUAUACUAUUCCCAUCCUCAUAAAUGUCGAAUAAUGUUCUUGAAAUUUAUAAUUCUAUUUUUUCAAUUUAUAUGACAUUGGAGCAUUUUGAUAGUAUAAUUAUGUUUGACAAUUAAUCAAUAUACAAUGUGAUUGAUUAACAAUUAGAUUUAGAUUAUGUAGAUUAUUCCCAUUUAAAUAACGUGAUUGCAUAAAUAAUUAGUUCAUACACUGGACUAAGAAGAUUUAACAAUAUUAACAAUUCCAAACUUUUUUAAAAUAUUUGUCCAUAUCCUGAUUUGCAUUAUAUCAUUCCUUCAUAUGGAAAAAUGAGUUUAAUAAAUGAUUACACUAGAAAAAAAUAAAAUCAAACUGAAUUUAUAAAAUAUUUAACUUAAAAAGAGAUUAAACUUUAUUAAUGUCCUAAAAAUCCUAAACAUCUUUCAACAACCUUAUUAUUUAGAUAAAAGGAAGAGAACAAUUUUUAUGGCAAGUUCGAUUUGACUCUUUAAAAUUUAGAACAUUUCUAUCAAUAAAAUCCUCUAGUUUUUCAAUGCACUUCAUCUAAUUACUAAAUAUUACCUGAACUGGCUGAAAUGAAAUAAACUGGAAUAUUCUUCUCAAAUGAUGCUUCAAUUUCGAAUAGAUUUAAUUUGUUAGGAAAGUAGUGGGAUUAACUUUAUGCUAAACGAGCUUUUGGUUGGGUCUACAUUAGAGAAGGUCUUGAAGAAUGUGAAUUUUAAGAAGGAAGAGAUAUAUUGAAAUCUUUAGAAAAAGAUUACAGUGGAAUUAUAGAUGCAUCUGAUUCUUCAAAUUAGAAUAAUUUUAAUGAUGAAUUAUGA
Molecule: messenger RNA, 1278 nt
Organism: Paramecium pentaurelia
Lineage: Eukaryota; Ciliophora; Oligohymenophorea; Peniculida; Parameciidae
Source: the annotation of a GenBank genome assembly